AUGGCUCCAGGAACAUCCCAGGUCGCAGCCCAGCUCAAGGAGCAACUACAUCAUGAACACCCAGACUUGAUUCUCACCACGCCCGAGGACGAGAGGUUUGAUGACGCACGUGCCUGCUUCAUUGUGCGGUCCGCUCGGCCCUUUGCCGUGGCGCGGCCGCAGACUGCGCAGCAUGUCCAGGCACUGAUCAAGUUUUGCAUUGACCACGACGUGGAUUUUUGUAUCCGGGGUGGUGGGCAUGAUUGUGCCGGGAGGACCCAGGUCCCGGGCGCCUUGAUGAUUGACAUGCGCGGGAUCGAUUAUGUCCGCGUCGAUGACAGCCGAGCGACGGCCCGGAUCGGCGGAGGAGUGCUGCUUGGUGACCUCACCAAGGCACUUGGAGAGCAGGGGCUCGUUACGCCAUGCGGCACGAUAGCGACAGUUGGCUAUACCGGAUGGGCGACUCUCGGUGGCUAUGGACCGUUUUCAAGUUUGUACGGCAUGGGAGUAGAUCAGAUUGUCGGCGCAAAGCUUGUUAACGGUACGGGCACACUUGUUAAUGCGAAUGAUGAGAUCCUGAGAGGCAUUCGAGGCGGCGGAGGCAUCUUUGGUGCCAUUGUUGAACUUACAAUCAAAGUUUACCCACUGCAAAAGGGCCAGAUCCUUUUCUCACUUAUCGUCUAUGAAUCAAGCGAUUUGGAAGACACGGUGCUAUCCUACACACAAGGCUACGAACAAAUCAAGGCAAAUGCCGAGCUGCCGGCAGCUCUUUCGCUCCAGCCAAUGAUCGUAGAGCUACCUGAACUGGGAAAAGCAUUUGCCCUGCUUGCCGUUUGGGGGAGGGAUGAUCACGAGGAAGGUCGUCGCUGGUUCGACAAGAUUGCCGGCCUAAGCCACUGUCUCAUGAACUCGCCCGAGCCCAUAUCACUACAUAAAUUUGUCAAGAACAAUGAGGAAAAUCUGGUCACCUGGCUAUCCUAUGGUCGCACCUACACCACAAGUGUCAAGCGCUGGACGCCCCAAACCGCAAAGGUCAUGGCCAAGUAUGGCAAGCUCAUACCCGGCGGCGGCACGGCCAUAUCUGUUCACACUCUUCGCUCUCCGAAGCCGAGUAAAGAGUCAGUGUUUGGCUCCCGGGUAGACCAUCUGAUGGUUGAGAUCAUAGCUGUGUCUCCCGAUCAAAUGUACGAAGAGAAGGCAGCGGCCUGGGCGUUGGCUAUGCAGAAGGAGCUGAAAGAGACGGACCCCGAGAACAUGCUGGAAGGAUCUUACAUCUCGUUGCUUAGUGACGAGGAAACGGAUCUCAGAAAGGUUUAUGGAGAAUAUUAUGAUGUUCUUUUGGGUCUGAAGAGAAAGUUUGACCCGCAAAAUGUUUUCAAGCACACCAUACCGAAUUUGCCAGUGUAG
This is a messenger RNA of Pestalotiopsis fici W106-1, 1386 nucleotides long. RefSeq lists its product as uncharacterized. Gene Ontology annotation, molecular function: FAD binding. NCBI's taxonomy places the organism in Eukaryota, Fungi, Ascomycota, Sordariomycetes, Amphisphaeriales, Sporocadaceae. The record is from RefSeq and is a predicted model, not a curated record. The coding region runs from base 1 to 1386 and encodes 461 amino acids. The transcript is spliced from 3 exons.